Anas platyrhynchos (mallard) is the source of this 4970-nucleotide messenger RNA. It is a transcript of the gene EVC2, whose product is annotated as EvC ciliary complex subunit 2. Gene Ontology annotation, biological process: smoothened signaling pathway. Gene Ontology annotation, cellular component: plasma membrane protein complex; ciliary membrane. The record is from RefSeq and is a predicted model, not a curated record. Lineage: Eukaryota; Metazoa; Chordata; Aves; Anseriformes; Anatidae.
GGGAGAGAAAAGGGAGGUCCCCCCGCCCGUUCCCCCCGCCUAUCGUGGGAGGAGACCGAUGGCGGAUGGCUGCGGCCCGGCCUGGCUGGGGGCAGCGGCGAGGGGGGCUCCGCGGAGCCUCUGUGCCCUCGCGGGGGGCUCGGCGGCUGCUGGCCGCCCUCCUCAUGGCGCUGCUCCCCGCUCGGCCCCUCGGAGCGGCCGCCCGGCGCCCCCCGGCCGGCCCGCCCCGGGAGCCCUGCGGGAGGACGGCGGCUGGGGUUAUUAUAGAUGAUCUGUGGCUACAAAAUGAGACUGAAUGCGUGGCAAUGGCAGCACUGCAAUUACCUCUGGUAAUUCAAGCAAGUGAAGUCCAUGACCUGCUCUUGACUUCUGCAGCCUCAGACGAUCAGUGGAGCCAUUCAGUAUUUGCUUUGAUACCUUCAUGGACAAAGAAGAUUUUGUUUAAACGAGAGUCUUCUGUUAACCAUCAGCUGCCUGAAGAUGCGUCCUCUGGAUUUGGAAUAACCCUUCAGAAAUGUGCUGUGGUGGAUGUUGAACAUGAUCCUCAAACUGCCUAUGUUAGACUUCUGAUUAAUAACACCAACACGCUGCUCUCAAGAAACAUUACCGAUCUUAUCCUCCUGGACAAUAUCACCGGUCUACAUGUUCAAAAAAACAGUGGUAAUAAGACAACAGAUGGUGUACAGAUUUACAGGAAAAGAUUCUUGCAAGUUGGAGAAUACUUUGCAAUCAACUACACUGCACUUCUUGAUGCAAAGGAAACAUGGAAUGGCAGGGUCUUGACAUUGCCUGCAAAGUUAACUUUCAGGAGUUCAUCACAGAAUAAAACACAUCUCGUAUCGUUGAUGGCAUCAUUCACCAUAACUGAAGAAGAAAAGACCAAGAUUUCAUACAGCCAUGCCAUCCAUGCUUCAGGAUUCUUCAUUGCUUUUUUCAUUUCCUUUGUAUUGACAUGUGCUGUUUUUUUCAUUCUUUACCAAACCAAAGUAUUAAAAUGGAAUUUCCAUAGUAAAAACCAGGAGAUACAACAUGAACUCAGUCAAAAUCACAAACUGGAGCAUUCUCAGUUCAGUUCAGGUGAUCUCUUUAGUGAAGAUGUAAUUAUGAAUGACCAAGUCAUUGAUAUACUGACAUUUGAAGAAUCAAAGAAUAUGCUUCAGGCUUUAGAAGACUUGGAGGUUGCCAGCCUGACUCGGGCAGAUGCUGAUUUGGAGGCAUAUCGAAUGCAAAUAUGUAAAGAAGUGAUUGCUAUCAUGAUGAAGAACAUGGUCUUAAGUCACAGCCUCUUUCCUCAUGUGGAGAAGAGGAUGAGUUCAAUUUUUAAAAAACAGUUUCUAGCAAUGGAGAAGGAGAUACAGGAAGAAUAUGAAAGAAAGGUCGUGGCUUUCACAGCUGAAUGUAAUCUGGAAACUAGGAAGAAAAUGGAGGCUCAACGCCAAAAAGAGAGAGCUGCAAAUGAAGAAGCUGAAGAAUUAAUAAAGAAAGUGAAUGAAAAGCCUGCUGUUGAAUACAGAACUCUUCUGGAUAGACUUCACAGGCUGGAGCAGGACCACCUGAAGAGGUUCCUUCUGGUAAAGCAGGAGGAAUAUUUUGCAAAAGCUUAUAGACAGCUGGCUAUUUCCCAGAGAAAGGAGCUCCAUAACAUCUUUUUUACACAGAUAACAAAUGCUACCUUAAAGGGAGAACUGAAACUGGAAGCAGCUAAAACAUUAGUGCAAGAUUACUCUAAAAUACAGGGAGACAUUGAAGAGUUAAUGGAUUUUUUGCAAGCUAGCAAGAAAUACCAUUUGAAUAGAAGAUUUGCUUACAGAGAGUAUCUCAUAAGUAAGGUACAGUUAAUGGAUUCUCAAGCUUCUACUCUUAUAAAUGCAGCAGCAACCCAGAUAUCAGCUCUCAUUAAUAAGAUGGAAAGAGCAGGUCAUCUACCUGAAAGUCAUUUGGGACUUCUGCUGGAUCGAGCUGAGACUGAAAUUAAUUCUGUUAAGCAGAAAUUUGAUCAUGAUUUGAAACAAGAAAAGCAAAAGCUUCAUCAGAAACUCAUUAUCAAGCGAAGGCGGGAAAUGCUGCAAAAGCAGAAAGAGCAUCGAAAGGAGCAGCUGUCACUUGGGGACCCCUUCAAAACCACUAAGGAGGUCACUCACUACCUGAGCCACUGGAAAAAUCUUUUGAAUGAUCAUGCCAUUGAAUUUGAAGAACUUACUGAAAAGCUUGAUAAUGAGGCCAGUGAAGAGCUGAAAGACCUUAUAUUUAAUCUAGCAGAGAAAACUAUUGAAGAGCUUAAGCGUGUUCAGUAUGGAAUAUUUGUACAAGAACUGGUAAAGCUCAACGUGCCAAAGAUGUUCCUGCUGGAAGUUGUAGAAGAGCAUAAAAAAGAGAUCAUUAUUAAACGUGAACAACUUGAAAGGGAAGAACAUGAAAAGAGCAUGGUCGCUGAAGAGUUGCUGCAGCUCACAAGACAAAAACUAAGCCAAGAACUGGAAGCUAGGUUUUUGGAACAAAAAAAAAUAAGGAGUUGGGAACAAUCGGUAUUCAUGCAUCUUCUAAGUUUGCCCCUUUCACUAUCCGAAGAGGAAUUGCUUAAAAUGAGACAAGAGUUCCACUGCUGCUUUUCUCAGGUGGACAGCAGCUUGGCUCUGCCCAAGAUAAGAGCAAGAACUUUGCUUCAGGCUUUUGAGCUGGAGCAAAGGGAUGUGGAGCUGCUGAAAGUUGAUCAAAAUUUGGCAAUGACCAAUAAACAGCAGCAUUCUAAAAUGAAAAAAUCAGGAUCCAGGAGUAGAAAUAAAAUAGAUAUUCUGAAGAAAUCUUUACAGGACAAAAUUUUAAUUUAUGAAGACUCGGUGAAAGAUGAAAAUGUGAAUAAGGUUAAUUACGAGUUGCUGCUUGAGAAAGACUGUCAGCUGCGUGAUCUGGAAAAUAAACUUGGAGAGUAUAUUGCUUCUUUACAGUUUCAAAAGACUGUUAAAAAAAUCAAAAUGUUGGAGCUAUAUACUGCUAUCAUAAGUGUACAAGCUUUGCUCUUUGAACAACUAAGCAUGUCAAAAACCCUGUCAAAAUUGGAAUGUAUUCAGAUUUUGGAAACCCAUAAUCCAGAGAUUGAAGAACUUGACAGGAAGCUGGAGUAUGAAAUGUUGCAUAAGGAGUCAGCCCAGCAGCAACAACAUCUAAUGAAUAAGCAGAGGUGGACACCAGAUGGAUUGGGGCUUUCAAGUGAAGCUGUAGAAAUGAAUGCAGACAGACAGGUGACGGUUCUGCUAAGACAGGCCAUGAAUAAAUGCAACCAGUUUAUAAGUCUGCACCAGCAAAGCUUGAGAGAUGAGCAGUGGAAUUGCAUGGUGCUUGAAGAUCUCCUGGAAAAUAUAGAAAUGGAUGCAUUUUUGGCACUUUAUAGUCAGGAGCUCCGACUAGCAGGUUAUUUAGCCAAACUGACAAGGGUGCCAAUGGGAAUGUUGCACAGGAUUCUGAACUUGUUGCUGCCCUCCAGUUCACAAAGUGAGGUUCUUUCUGUCCUCGAUUCCAUCAAUAAAUACACAGAUGCUGUUGCUGAAGGUGACAGUGCUGCAGAUGAGCCUGGCAGCUGUAAAAAAAGGAAGAACCAAGAGAGGUGGCAAGCAUUGGAGAACAAAGUAAGGGAAGAUCUGAUAAACAUAAGUUUGGAAAGAAUCCCUUCUCUGAACAGGAGAGAAGACAGCUUGGUGAAGAAGAAGCAACUUGCCCUCCUGGAAGAAGCAUCAUUCAUUCGUCUUGGAUGUUUAUCUACGCGUUCUCCUAUGGAACAGUCUGGUCAAUACGUUUCUGUGAACACUGCAACUGCUGAAUCCAUAGAAGUAUUAGACACAGGGGAGAAGGUAUUUUUAUUCCGUGAGCAGAGAGAUCCAGUCCUUUCUUUUCAUAAUUCUCUAAGGAAAAAGAAAAAGAACUUCCUUAAUUCCAAAAAAGCUGCACAUGCAAGUAUGGAUUAAUGAGGGAAACUUCCAUUUGAAGAAUCAAUUAGGGAAGAGGAAGUUAAUUAAAAAUUAGAAAGAAUUGUUUUAAUAUCAAUUUUCAUCAAUUUUAUCAAUUUUUAAUAUCAAAGUGUUGUUUUAAUAUAAAUUUUCUGACAUUGUAAAUAGUUGUAGUUUUACAUUGUCGAACUUCACAAUGAGCGUUGUUCAUCUUUCAAUUCUUAUCAAUGCAUCUUUUAAUGGAUGGACCACUUAGUGAGUAAGGAAUUGGCUGGGUGGUCACACUCAAAGAGUUGAGGUCAACAGCUCAAUGUCCAGUUGAAGAUCAGUAACGAACAGUGUUCCUCACAAGUCAGUGCUGGGACAGGCACGGUUCAACAUCUUUGUUGGUGACGUGGACAGUGGGAUUGAGUGCACUCUCAGCAAGUUUGCCCAUAUCACCACACUGUGUUGUGCGGUCAUAAUGCUGGAGGGAAAGGAUGCCAUCCAGAGGGACUUUGACAGGUUUGAGAGGUGGGCCUGUACAAACCGCAAGACGUUCAACAAGGCCAGGUGUAAGGUCCUGCAUCUGGGCUGGGGCAACCCUAAGCACAAACACAGGCUGGGUGGAGAAUGGAUUGAGAACAGCCCUGAUGAGAUGAACCUGGAGGUGCUGGUUGAUGAGAAGCUCAACAUGAGCUGGCAACGUGUGCUUACAGACCAAAAAUCCAACUGUAUCCUGGGCUGCAUAAAAAGACGCAUGACCAGUACAUCAAGCGAGGUGAUUCUCCCCCUCUUCUCUUGUGAGACCCCACCUAGAGUACUGUGUUCAGCUCUGGGGUCCCCAGAAUAAAAAAGACAUGGAUGUAUUAAAACAAGCCCAGAGGAGGGCCAAGAAGAUGAUCAAAAGACUGAAGCACCUUUCCUGUGAAGAAAGGCUGAGAAAGUUGGGGUUGUUCAGCCUGGAAAGAAAAGGCUCCAGGGAGACCUUAUAGCGGCCUUCCAGUACUUAAAAAAGGCCUACAGAAAAGCUGGGGAAGGACUCUUAGU